Molecule: messenger RNA, 4048 nt
Organism: Engraulis encrasicolus (European anchovy)
Lineage: Eukaryota; Metazoa; Chordata; Actinopteri; Clupeiformes; Engraulidae
Gene: spi1b
Product: Spi-1 proto-oncogene b
Exons: 4
Coding region: 2412-3185 (257 amino acids)
Biological process (GO): cell differentiation; regulation of transcription by RNA polymerase II
Cellular component (GO): nucleus
Molecular function (GO): sequence-specific DNA binding; DNA-binding transcription factor activity, RNA polymerase II-specific
Source: RefSeq, a predicted model, not a curated record
AGAUCAGAUUUUUUUCCGGCGUGUGCUGCUUACAGUUGAUGCGCUAGAGAAUUUAGCAGCAAGGGAGGCAGGUGUACGGUUACAGUAGGCCUCGAGAGUGCGUGAGCGUGGCGGGUGUUCGUUUGAGGGGGCGGGCGGGUGGAACCGAGCGAAUGGUUCGACGGAGAGCAGGAAACAGAUGCCCCUUUGACACAAGCCCCAAGACUACGAGGCGUAGAACGGCCUACUGUCCCCAGGGGUCUUGAGCUGGAGAUGCUGACUUGCUGCUCCAUGCAGGCCAUAUUGCUUUAUACCGUAUCUCCCCUCCAACAUUACUGUAUUACUGUUAUAUACUGGAAACUCACAUCGAAAUGUUUGUGCCUCCUGAGGUAUUGUGUGCAAGCUGUCAUCCUAACACAUUUCGGGUAAAUCAAGUCCCUAAAAGUGAAGAUUUAGAGUCUCCAGCCUCCACCAGGGUCAUUGUCUGCUUGUCUGUACAUAAAGAAUCCUGAAUAGUUAGGUUAGGCUACUAUUGUCUUUAAGUUUCAUACCAACACAUUUUUAUUGAAAACGUGAAAGUCGAAUGCCAUCUUCCCAUGUAUUGUUGUAGUAGCAUGAUGGAAAUGUAUAUUCUGGUCAGUCUUUCCAUGACAAACCAUGGAAUUUAUACGUGUGUGUCAGUUUUGUAUGUAUUGCACAACACAUACAAGUUAUGGCUACAUUCCUACAACUGAUACAAAUCUAAUAGUUUAAUCUAUAUUAACAAUAACUAAUAAUUCCGCCCAUAGAUCAUGACGCAAUAUGUGUGUAUGACACCCCCCUGAGAGGGAGAUGAUGCAUUUCCCUGACGCAAAUGGCAUAUUUUGGCCGUGUGUAACUGCUACUCUUCACGUACAGCAGUUGCAGUUUCUGACAGGCUUUCAGGAGGAGAGUGAGUAUAGAAAAGAAUAUAUGGCAAUAAGACCUUGACAUCACAUGAAGGAAUCUGAAAACAUGGGCAGCUAAUGCAAAUUGUAAAAAAAAAAAAUUGAAGAGAAAAGAAAAAAGAAAAGUGACUGUCACUAUAGUGUUUAUAUCCAUGUGGAAUAAAAUGCGAACAACUGUUUUAGACAACAUUUUAGACAACACAGGUGGUGAACUGUGUGUAUCAUUUUUUUUCUGAACACACAAAACACGUUGGUAAGGAGUGGGGGUGGGCGGUGUGAGUGACAAACAGACAGACAGACAGACAGACAUAGAGACAGAAAUACAGUUCACAGAGAAAGACAGGCAGAAAGACAGCAAAGACACAAACACAGCUUUGUUUUGAAAGCCAUAUCUGACGUUUGCGGCAAUGUGUGAACUUCCAGAAGGGAAUGGUUAAGGCCAUACCAAUUUACACAGCUACACAUAUUAUUCUUGUUUUUUCUUCUUAUUCCGUCACAUAUCAUUCUCAUGAAAAGCCCUGCUGACCAUAUUCCUGUAGCGUAGGUUUAGAAAAUCCACCUACAACAUGAACACAUUUUACAUAAAAUUUCCUGGUAUUUGGGUCCAGGUUUUGACCGUUAUGACACAUUCUCAUGUAUGGCCCUGCCGGUGUUGGUGUUGGUGGUCAUGUGGUGUGAUCUCAGAGGAGACGAGGAGAGGCUGUGAGGCCAUCAUGGGAGGUUUUGCAACAGCAGUCACCCGUGUCAAAUUUCCUGUCCCUUGUCACAGCACAAAGCGAAUUCUCUCAACAUUUCUCUCACACACAGUUUGUGCAUUGGUCCCCAAAUUGACUUUUCAAUAACUUUGUUCUUAAUGGCUUAAUUGUUCUAAAAGUUUAGUUUGUAGACUGAUAUAGGAAAUAGAAACAACCUAUUAAAAGUAGUGUACAAUCCUAUGACACAUGCACUUAUGCAUCUCAGGUUGCUAUCUCUAAUUCCACUUGUUAUCAAAACGUAUAGUGAGGGUGUGCAUGCCAAUCCAACAAGUCACCAGGUGCUGGAUGAAAAAAAACAUAAAUUAAUCAAACAAAGACAGUUCAUCUCUGCACACUGCGCCCCACACUUUUGCUUCGUUUCAAUCUACAGUUAUUAUCGCCAUCGCUUUAUGGUAACAUUACAGAGAAGCUCUUGGCAAUAAUUGAUAUGAAAUACAUACACUACUGUACUGUAUUGUUGCUCAGUGAAAAAAACUUGCGUAUGCAUUUAAGUACCCCUUAAUUUCAACAAACUAAAUGGUGUGAAGAUACCAGACUGGUCAUACGGCUAAUGAGGUCCUAUACACACAGUGGCAUCAUUAACACGCUGAACAGGAAAUCCACACGUUUUGCCACAUUUCAAAAGCAUCACAGGAAACAAGAACAUAUUUAUCUCUGGGUUUCUAAGUCAUCAUAGCCACCACAACCCGCUGUAGCAGGGACAUAGGAAAAUGCGCAGAACCAGAGCAAGGGCGAGGUGACUCUGCACAGUAUGGCUCUGGAGGCUGAACGUGAAGCGCUGGAGGCUUGCAGACUGGAUAGUGGCCUGUUUGGGUUACAGGACUGGGCUGUGUCCAUCACAGAACGUUUGGACCAUGUCUGGGACUACAACCCGCACCAUGGCGUCCAUGGCGAAUUUGAGAACAUCCCAGACACCCACUUCACAGAGCUUCAGAGCGUCCAACCCGUGCACAUCCCCACUCUGCACCCGCGCUUCGAACCCGAGCCCAGUCAUUCACUGGACCCCAGCCUGGUCGGACACCCACACCACCUGGCCCUCUCGCCACAGAUGCCCUACUUCCGCACGUCGCUGUGCUACGCCCAGCCGUCUCCAGUCCAACGCAGCUCUGACGACGAUGACCCAGGAGACCGCAGCCCGCCGCUGGAGGUGUCUGACGAAGAGGGCCUAAGGGAACACAUCAGCUCCACCACUGGAGGAGAGCCAGGCAACAAGAAGAAAAUCCGGCUCUACCAGUUCCUGCUGGACCUGCUGCGUAACGGGGAGAUGAAGGAGAGCAUCUGGUGGGUGGACCGGGACAAGGGCUCCUUCCAGUUCUCCUCCAAGCACAAGGAGGCGCUAGCGCACCGCUGGGGCGUGCAGAAGGGCAACCGCAAGAAGAUGACCUACCAGAAGAUGGCCCGCGCGCUGCGCAACUACGGCAAGACCGGCGAGGUCAAGAAGAUCAAGAAGAAGCUGACGUACCAGUUCAGCGGUGAGGUGCUCGGCAAAGGGCACAUGGAGCGCCCCAAGCUGUACGGGAUGUAAGGGAAGAUGGCCAAAAGGAGCAAACCUUUGGAUGAAGCUAGAAGACACCAUUGACAAAGACACUGUCGAGAGACCGAAAGAGUCUAUGAGAGGGGGACUGUUCAGUUACAAGUAUACCCUACUGAACCACAAUCAUGCAAAUGCAGAAAAUUGGAUGGGCAUCUGAAAUUACCCUGAUGUCACCCUUGCAAGCUUCCCUUGCUUUUGCAAUAGAUUAUAUUUUGCUUCAGGGAAAUUUCAGUCUGACGUUGCAAUUUCAACUGUUCGGCUGACAUUGUAGAAGAGUCAUCAUGACAUACUGCCUACUGCCUGAGUAUGGACACACUUAGCUAUUAUACAGUGAGAUGUGACUGCAACCAUCUUCCAAACAGACUUUUCUCUGUGGUGUCAGAGAUCCUUGAAAUGGACGUUGCAAAAAUACUGUAUGUUUUUCUUAAUAUAAUUUCUUUUUUAUGUUUUUUUCUGGUCUAAAAUACUCCCCAAUAUAGGAGUUAGGAAUGAGUUUCAAACUAAAGCUUCAUAUGAACUACUUUAUGCUUUACAUCAUCUUCAAAACGAGCAUUGUGUUUCAUGUGAUGUCAAAUACUGUAUAUGCUACAUAAAACCUAUGUUUAGGUCUGUAAAUGUUUAAGCUCAAUACGUGGACCAUGUUUGCUAAAGGCAAGUUAUAUUCUUCCUUAGACCACAUCAGCAGCAACCUCAUCACGAAACACGAUCUGGUCUCCAGCAGAGUGACAAGCACAUGGGUGGUGCCACAUGCGAUCGCUCAACAGACAUUCAAAUUACAUCAUACUAAUUCAUGCAGAAAAGCUGAAACCGUGAUGGUUCUUUUUCUCCUCUCAAAUUGCUAGUAGUAGGGAAUG